GUUUCUGAACCAUGAGUACUGAAUAUCGUAUUGAAACUGAUUCUUUUGGCGACCUUCAAGUCCCUGCCAAUGUCUAUUGGGGUGCACAAACACAAAGAUCUCUGGAAAACUUUAAAAUUGGUGGCGUUACUGAACGUAUGCCUCCUGCUUUAAUCAAAGCAUUUGGUAUUCUUAAGAAAUGUGCUGCUAAAGUGAACAUGGAAUAUGGGAUGGAUCCCAAGAUCUCAGAAGCCAUUCAGCAAGCUGCUACUGAAGUGAUGGAAGGAAAGCACAAUGAUCAAUUUCCUUUGGUUGUCUGGCAAACAGGAUCUGGUACUCAAACACACAUGAAUGUCAAUGAGGUUAUUUCCAACCGAGCUAUUGAGAUUUUAGGUGGCAAGUUAGGCAGCAAAACACCUGUCCAUCCCAAUGAUCAUGUUAAUAUGUCUCAGUCAUCAAACGAUACUUUCCCUACUGCAAUGCAUAUCGCUGCGGUGGUUGAAAUCAACCAAGAUCUGAUUCCAGCAUUAAAAGAACUUCGUGAUGCAUUACAAGCCAAAUCAGAAGAAUUCCAAGACAUUAUCAAAAUUGGUCGUACUCAUCUCCAAGACGCUACUCCUUUAACACUUGGUCAGGAAUUCAGUGGUUAUGUUCAACAAUUGUCUUAUGGUAUUGAGCGUAUUCAGUCCACCUUACCUCGUUUAUCUCGUUUGGCCCAAGGUGGUACUGCUGUGGGUACUGGCUUAAAUACACAAAAGGGCUUUGAUUGCAAGAUUGCACAAGCUGUUUCUGAAACCACAGGCUAUGCAUUUGAAACAGCCCCCAAUAAAUUUGAAGCAUUGGCUAGUAAUGAUGCGAUGGUGGAAUGCUCUGGUGCCUUAAACACGAUUGCUGUCUCACUGAUGAAGAUUGGUAAUGAUAUUCGUUUCCUCGGAUCAGGCCCUCGUUGUGGUCUUGGUGAAUUGAGUUUGCCUGAGAACGAACCUGGGUCCUCAAUCAUGCCUGGCAAAGUAAACCCUACGCAAUGUGAAGCCUUGACUAUGGUGUGUGCUCAGGUCAUGGGCAAUCAUACUACAGUUACUGUUUCUGGCAGUUUUGGCCAAUUUGAGUUGAAUGUCUUUAAGCCUGUGAUUAUCAAAAAUGUAAUUCAAUCCAUUCAGCUUUUAAGUGACGUUUGUCGAUCUUUCAAGGAUAACUGUGUUGUUGGCAUUGUUGCUAAUCGUGAACAUAUCAAGGAAAUUAUGAACAGAUCUCUCAUGUUGGUCACUUCAUUGAACCCUCAUAUCGGCUAUGAUAAGGCUGCUCAAUGUGCUAAAAAGGCACAUAAAGAAGGCACCACGCUCAAAGAAGCUGUGCUUGCCCUGAACUAUUUAAACUCUGAAGACUAUGAUCGUUUUGUUCGACCUGAACAUAUGAUCAACCCUAAAUAAAGUUUUUUU
This is a messenger RNA of Gilbertella persicaria, 1418 nucleotides long. Its product is annotated as fumarate hydratase. The record is from RefSeq and is a predicted model, not a curated record. The transcript has 9 exons. Gene Ontology annotation, molecular function: fumarate hydratase activity. Gene Ontology annotation, cellular component: mitochondrion; tricarboxylic acid cycle heteromeric enzyme complex. Lineage: Eukaryota; Fungi; Mucoromycota; Mucoromycetes; Mucorales; Choanephoraceae. Bases 12 to 1409 code for a protein of 465 amino acids. Gene Ontology annotation, biological process: tricarboxylic acid cycle; malate metabolic process; fumarate metabolic process.